Molecule: messenger RNA, 1347 nt
Organism: Peniophora sp. CBMAI 1063
Lineage: Eukaryota; Fungi; Basidiomycota; Agaricomycetes; Russulales; Peniophoraceae
Source: the annotation of a GenBank genome assembly
AUGGAGGUUGAUGGGGAUCCUCUGCCACCAUACUCUGCUCGUCAUUGCGACGAGCUCGUGGGCCAUGGACCGGACAUUUCUUUCGACCCGGCGCCAUCUGUGCCAAGUGCAAUGGCGGCAAUGGCGGCUGCCAAUCCUCCUGCUGCACCGCCAGUCGCACCACCGAUUGCGCCAACCGGUCCAACUCUGACUACCUUCGUACCUACAUCUGCGGCAACUUCCUCUACGACUGUUACGACUACGCCUACAGUCACGGCCCCACCAUCUGCGCUUCAAGCUUGGUUGUCUUCACCUAUGGCUAUGGCUCCUUCGUCUUCAACUGUAUUACCUCCAUCGGCGUCAUCGGCCUCUACCCCUGUAGAUGUCGCGACUCUUCCUUUCAACACCGUGCGCUUCAAGCGCAGCGUGCCUUUCCACAUCUUCUGGUCCCGUGUCUGCUCCAUCAUGGACCUACCCGAGCGCGAGGCUCUACUUGGCUACAAAUUCGACAACGACAAGGCCCGGGACUUGCCUCGUGAACUAUCUUCGGAUAGUCAUCUUCGUGAGGCUCUCAAUACUGGCUUUGAUAUCCAACGCCACGCUCGCACUCGCGUGGUAUCGGUCUCGAUCCACAACUUGAACCCUCCGCACAUCGCUGCAUCCCAUCAACCUGAUGCACCGGAAUCUUCGCGCAGCAGGAAGCGCAAGCAUGACGCACGGGUGAACCUCGAGAACUCCUCGAGCUUCCUCUGCAAUAUGCGAGCGCUGCGGCAGCGGUGGGCUUGUGCACAACACAAUGGCCAGUGGUGCUAUGUCGAUCCUUGCACGGGCGAUCAUGUUACUCUCGAUGUCGCCAUGCUCACGCAUUGGGCCGAGUCCAUUGCGAAAGAUGUGGCCGGCCUCGAGUCGCCGCCGGAGAUGUUACGAUUGAACGACCGGCUGACCCGUCCAACGCGCCAAGUUCCGACUUUGCGCCCUCAACCGAACAUCCAGGUUGAUGUACAUGUCCCUCCAUCAUUCGCUCCGAUCCAGCCCACUUCUAGUGCGAUGCCCGCUCUCUCUGCACCAUUGCCCGGUGAUACAUCGUCGCCCAUGCUUGUUGAUGAUGACGACGACGUCCUCAUCGCGUACCCACUCAUCGAGCAGCUUUUUGCUGAGCUGCACUCGGUUGCCCCUGCUCAGAACUACCCGUCGUACUUGCAUCGUUUCCACGAGCAGGGAGUUUUCUAUGUUGAUGCGGUGGCUCGCUACUUGCGUGAGGACAUUCAGGCUUGCUUCGACAUUCCCGCCGCUGCUGCCGACAACCUCGUGUCCCAUGCUGCGCGUCUCAUGCGACGUGCGCAGAAGGCGAAGGCACCUAUGUCGUGA